Linum tenue is the source of this 180-nucleotide messenger RNA. The record is from the annotation of a GenBank genome assembly. NCBI's taxonomy places the organism in Eukaryota, Viridiplantae, Streptophyta, Magnoliopsida, Malpighiales, Linaceae.
AUCGGAACUCCGAGAUUCAACCUGAUCUCGCUUGGGUUGGUGGAUGCCGAUAAAAUUCUCAAGUACGAGUUGACCACUGAAGACGAGAGACAUUUGGCGAAGGAAUACAGUACGGCUUUGAUGAGGAAGCAUAUGGCGAGGCAAGAGGAGGAGAUAAAUUUGCCGAGGAAGAAGAAAUAG